ACCAUCUACUCAUCCAGACUUAGCUAUGAAUUACAGCAAUACUGGUGUGAUACAGCAAUCAAUGGGUAAUUAUGCCGUGGCAUUGUCAUAUUCUGAGAAAGCUCUUCAAAUUAUGGAGAAAUCUCUUCCACCUACUCAUCCGAGUUUAGCUUUGAAUUACAACACUAUUGGUUUGAUACAGCAAUCAAUGGGUAAUUAUGCCGUGGCACUGUCAUAUUAUGAGAAAGGACUUGAAAUCAUGAAGAAAUCUGUUCCACCUACUCAUCCAGACUUGGCUUCGAAUUACAACAAUAUUGCUAGAGUGCAUCAAUCAAUGGGUAAUUAUGUCAUGGCAUUGUCAUAUCUGGAGGAAUCACUUGAAAUCAUGGUGAAAUCUCUUCCAUCCAAUCAUCCAAAUUAUGCAGCCUAUUACAUAUGUGUUGGUGAGACGCAUCGAUCGUUAGGUAACUAUACAACAGCACUUUCAUAUUUUCAAAAGGCACUUUUAAUUCAACAAAAAUCUCUUCCGCACGAUCAUCCUGAUGUGGCUAAGACCCUUACAUUUAUCAGUAUAGUUCAGCAAUUGACAGGCAACGAUGCGCUAUGGUAUUCCAGUGCUGGGAAAGCCUUAGAAAUUCAACAGAAAUAUAUUGCAGACAAUCACGAAAUACUCACUAGUUCUUCUUAUAAUACUGAAGCUAUGCUGGAAUGUACUAAAUAUGGGAUCGAAGGAAUAUCACAGAUGAAGAGUGCUUCAGAGUUAAGUCAGAAACUACUAUCCACCGAUUAUUCAACAACAGUUUCUGUCGACACUAGCAUAGACGAAGCUGAAAAUUUGAUAAAAACAUGCUCAGAUGGACUUUCGAACUUGGAAAAUAUGCUUCAAAUAGCACAAAACUCAUCGUCGAUGAAUCAAAAUUAG
This is a messenger RNA of Adineta steineri, 901 nucleotides long. The record is from the annotation of a GenBank genome assembly. Lineage: Eukaryota; Metazoa; Rotifera; Eurotatoria; Adinetida; Adinetidae.